This is a messenger RNA of Penicillium brasilianum, 1554 nucleotides long. The record is from the annotation of a GenBank genome assembly. Lineage: Eukaryota; Fungi; Ascomycota; Eurotiomycetes; Eurotiales; Aspergillaceae.
AUGGCGGAUGACAAAGAGCCUGAGGUGUCUUCCUCUUUGGAGGAUAAUGCGAACGAUGAGUCUACUUUGGAGCGUCUUGGAUACAAACAAGUACUUCACCGUAGCUAUUCUCUGUUCGAGAACUUUUCUACCUCAUUUGCCGCUCUCUACUUCGUUGGUGGUGUGAGAGUAACCUUCUCGACGGGAAUCGCAGCGGGAGGACCACUAGCCUACUGGACAAGCUACAUCGUGACAUGUGUUUUUACUUUCAUCACCGCGGCUGUGAUCGCGGAGGCAUGUUCUGCAUCUCCCACUUCUGGCUCGAUUUACCUCUGGGCUGCAGAAGCCGGUGGGAAAAGGUUUGGGCGCUUCUUUGGCUUUAUUGUUGCUUGGUGGAGUACAACGGCUUGGACCACAUUUUGUGCCAGCAACACUCAGUCGGCCGUGAACUACAUGCUAUCGGAACUGACCGUUUUCAAUGUCGACUUCCCGACUGAUUCCUCGGAUAUCAAGUUUCGCGCAGUCCAGUGGAUCUGCACCGAGGUACUUCUUGCACUCGCUGCAUUGAUGAAUCUCGCCUCUCCCCGUAUCUUCAAAUACGUAUUCUGGUUCUCUACCGGAGCUGUAUUCCUCGACUUUAUCUUGAACGUUAUCUGGCUUCCAGUUGGUGCACAUAACACCUACGGUCUCAGAACCGCACAUGAAGCCUUCAUGACAACGUAUAACGGUACUGGGGCACCGGCAGGCUGGAAUUGGUGUCUCUCUUAUCUUGCCACAGCAGGCAUUCUGAUCGGAUUCGAUGCGUCUGGCCACGUUGCGGAAGAAACUAAGAAUGCUUCCGUGAAUGCGGCCAAGGGAAUCUUUUGGAGUACCAUCAUAAGUGGAGUUUUAGGAUUCACUGCUGUUAUCCUCUUUCUUUUCGCCGCACCCCCGAUUGAUGUUCUUUUCUCCUACGACGCGCCGCAACCAUUUGUCCCGCUCUAUGCUGCUGUCCUCGGUCGUGGAGGUCAUCUUGUCAUGAGUGUUCUGGCAGUGGUAGCACUGUGGCUAAACACUGCCAUUGCAAUCACCGCUGCAUCCCGGCUCGUCUUCGCGGUUGCGCGUGAUGGCGUCCUUCCGGCAUCUAGCUGGGUAUCUCGAGUCUCUCCCGAGGGCCAACCCAAGAAUGCCGUUCUCGUUGUCUGGGGUGUUGCUGCUAUCAUCACUUGCACAAUCCUUCCAUCAGCAGUUGCGUUCACCUCUCUGGUUUCGGCCGCAGGAGUCCCCUCGGCAGCUGCCUACGGACUUAUUAGUCUUGGAAGACUGGUAUUAACGCCUAAUGAGCCUCUUGAGGCAAAGUGGUCACUUGGUCGACUGAGCAAGCCUUUCCAGGUGGUUUCGGUGCUCUGGAAUGGUUGGGUUGUGGCGGUGUUGUUUUCACCUUAUUCUUUUCCUGUGGAGGCAUCUACUUUGAACUAUGCCCCCAUUAUUUUGGCGAUUGUGACUAUCUUUGCGAUUGUUUCAUGGAUUUUCACGCCGGCUGAUGCUUGGGUACCACGAGGACGACUGACGAACCCUGUGGAUCAUGCCGAAUGA